Molecule: messenger RNA, 2924 nt
Organism: Betta splendens (Siamese fighting fish)
Lineage: Eukaryota; Metazoa; Chordata; Actinopteri; Anabantiformes; Osphronemidae
Gene: ctnnbip1
Product: catenin, beta interacting protein 1
Exons: 4
Coding region: 208-453 (81 amino acids)
Biological process (GO): negative regulation of Wnt signaling pathway
Cellular component (GO): beta-catenin destruction complex; nucleus; cytosol
Molecular function (GO): beta-catenin binding
Source: RefSeq, a predicted model, not a curated record
ACCCCCGCCGCCCGAUGGCGCCCCCAGCGGCCGGCCGCGGCGCCGCACAGGCAGCGGGACUCGCUGCGCAGAGUCAGUCCGCCGUAGCUGCGCCGACUGGAGGGAUGUGACCCCGGAACAGGACGCCCUCCUACAACAACACACCAUUCAAACAGAGCACAGAAGAAAGAAAAGCUGGACCAGGAGGGAGCCACAGGAGCAGGGGGGAUGAACCGUGAGGAGGCCCCGGGGAAGUCUCCUGAAGACAUGUACAUCCAACAGAAAGUGCGGGUCCUGCUUAUGCUAAAGAAAAUGGGAUCAAAUCUGACGCCGAGUGAAGAGGCUUUUCUGCGAAAUUAUGCAGGUGUGGUCCACAGUCAGAUGAGCCAGCUACCACAGCACAACAUAGACCAGGGCGCAGAGGAUGUGGUGAUGGCGUUCUCGCGGUCAGAGACAGAGGAUCGACGGCAGUGACCCCGGGCCCCACCGCGCCACCCCACUCCACUGUGUCCCAUCACUCCCCGCCCCGUCCUGCCCUCCAUUCGUCCCACAACGCAACACCGAUGAGCUCAGGAGAGGAGGGGCGCCCGGCAGGCACAGAGGAGGAGGGGAAGAGACACCAGGAGGUGGCUGCCUCGCUCUCCCCCAUCCUUUCCCAUCCUGACUCCUCCUCACACCAGCUGCCACAACAUUACCUGAGAUGCACUCAAGUGGGUUGAAGCCCGGGCACCAAGGCAUUCAGUGAAAACACUCAAAAUUGUGUCGAUGAGUAUCAAAUGUUGUUUUGUUUUUCUGUUGGGGAGCGUUGGUCGGGUUUGUUUCGUAUUAUCCUGUCUGUGUUGAGACUUUAGGCAGUGUUAGGCGUCAAGUCUGCUGCGGUCACGGGAGGAACUGACCAGUCAGCAGCCGAAGCAAAGAGAAAUAUAGUUUUGGUCAAGCAGUGAGUGUGAUGAUUAAAUGAGUUAGGAGAGAGAUUUUUAUUAUUUCUGCUUGUGUUACAAAUGCUCUGUUCUGAUCCUGUCACUCCAUGGGUCUCAUUUCUGGAUAUUUAGUGCGUAACGAGAAGAGUGUACAUGUCUUUCUGGAUGUGUGACUCUACAGUGCAGGGGUUUUAAGGACAACCAGUGUUACCUUAAGUUUUACCUAACAUCAAAUUUUGGCGUGUUUAUUACUUUCUAGCACCACAUAGUUCAACACAUGCGUGGUUAUCUGUAAGAAUUGAGCUCCCGUGACCUCUGACCCUUGUCACAAUUCGUUUUGUCAAACCAAAUGAUGCUUUCAUUUCAGAAUAAUUUGUCUGCCUGACCUUGUGGAGCUCACUGCUGCUAAAAUGCGCCGAUUCGCUCUAUCUCACUCAAGGUCUGGAACAUUAUGCACUGUGUAUCUUUUCUCUCCGUAAUUUCCAGCCCGGCUUCUCCCGUACAAACAGCAGAACGACAGGCUGAUUGAUGUGUGUGUUAACACUUGCAGCAGGCCUGUCAUUAAUCACUCAUGUUUAAUUACGCGAGUUAACAAGGCGGAAUAACAGGCCUCACAGUGCGAUCGAUGGAAUUUCUAACUAGAAAACUGCAUUGAGGUGUUUUAGAGCGUUCUCACUUUGUUUUAACUCGAUUUUUUGUUUUAUAAAUGAGGCUCCACUCGUCUUUCUGCUGCUUUAUUUUGAAUCAAAGGCUGUUGAGAGUGCUACAGUGCUUCUCUCGAGCGGAGCGCAUGGAAGACACUAGCGGACGUCAUCGCAUCAAACACAGGUGUACGCAUUCUCCCCAGACAAGUGCCAGUUUUGUUUUGGGUUAUUGUGACUUGUAAAACAUUUUUUAUUGUACAGAUACGUGGGAAAAUACAAUAAUGAAUUGAUUGUGCAAAUUGUAUUUUUUUUUUAUUUGUAAUAUAACAAUACAUAUUGAGACAAUUGAGCGACAAACUGUAGUUGUAAUUUAUUGUUUACUGAAUUUUCCUCCAACACAUCAUUGAAGAUAGAGAAGCAGUUGAUAGCAAAAACCUCACACCAGCCACCUUUUAAUAUCAUCAGCAGUGGCUUUUGUUCACACUAAAAAUCGUACAAACUCUAAUUUUUAACUACCUGUAACUAAACGCGUGGAGCCAAACGUAAGAGCUGUGUGCUAGUUCUGACUGCACUGUAUCUCUUGCACUAUUAUCAAUGAGAUAUUUGCAAAAAAUACAUUUAGAUUUUGAGCACAGAGGUUCUAGGUUUGGUUCAGUGGCGAAAUGAAAACUUUGUAAACCUGUUUUUAUCUUCAACUCGCAGUCGGUUGACUCAACUGGAUUAGCUCAAAUUAAUAUUUGUUAGCAGACGUGUUUUCUAGUGACAUGCUCAAUAUUUAAUGUGUUUUAACUCGUAUAACUUAAAAUAAUUGUGUUUUGAAGCCAAGCAUGUUUUUGAGUUUCAGAUCUUUGACCAUGGUUUGUACAUUCUUGACGUUUGUGGAAGCUACUAGGUCUUUUGAAGAAACAUCAUUUUUGUAUGGGUAAGUUUAUAUCUGUAAAUGUUGUUGGCAAUAAUUUGAAUGUCCUCAGCAAAUAUCGCAAUGUAACAGCCAACAGCCCGCUCAUGAUAAGAAGCUUCGUUUUAUGUUUACUCCUCUUUCACAACAUUCUUUAUUUUGCCUAUGCAUUGUGUUUUUUCCUGUGUGUCUUACUGUACAUUUACCGAUCAAGGUAUAAAAGCCUCUGUUCAAGUUGUGAAUGACUGCGUGUGAUCACUGAAUUUGUUAGCGGUUGGAUUUUCAGCAUGUUAAGUUUGAGUAGGCUCGAUGUGUGUUUUUACUGUGAUGAGCUGACGUUUUCUCUCUCUGUUGCUUUUUUAAAUUUUAUUUUCCUCUCGGUUGACAAUACCUAGUUUUGUAUGGCUGCUGACCAUGUCUUGACUUAAUGCUUCCAAAUCCUAUACCAACUGAACCAUUAAAGAAAAUUUACACAGUGAGAAA